AUGGACGACGAAGAAGAAAAUUACUGCAAACAAGCUGCCUUGCAGCAGCUGGCAGACCUAGGUAGCCUCAGACGUGAUGGCAUCUCGGCUGUUGAAGAUGAUAAAAAAUUGAAGCAGCAUCAGAGGUUCCAGCCAGAGCUGCCACAUGGGUUUGGUAAACCUUUUCCACAGCCCCAGGGCGAAGAUCAGGACAAAAAAGAAUUCCUCAACGCAUGGUCUAACCUUCACACCAUCGUUGGAGAUACCAAAGAAGAGCUAAGCUCAAUCAUGGGAGGCCAGAGCCAUCGCUCAAAGCUCAACAAUGAUCUUCUCCAUAGCUGGGUUGGCAGUCAGGAUCCGCCUCCCCAGCAGCACCGCGGCCCUAAGCCUGGUAAACCACUGCCCAAAAUGGGGUACAAGCCUGUGUACAAAAGUGCCUCCAAACCACCACCAUAUUCCAGGGUGCCACCAACUGUCCGGUCACCGCUAACUGCAAGAGCAACACCAGCUGCAAAGCCAUCGGCUCCCAAGUCAUCGCCAGCUGCAAAGCCAUCACCAGCCCCCAAACAAUCAGCUUUCAAGGCAUCAGCUUUCAAGGCAUCGCCAGCUGGCAAGAAAUCACCAGCUCCCAAGCCCUCCCAGGGCCCCAAGCCAUCGCCAGCUGGCAAGAAACCACCAGCUCCCAGGCCCUCGCAAGCGUCCAAGCCGUCGCCGAGUCUUAAGGCAUCACCAACCUUGAAGCAGCUACCAGCUUCUAGGCCACAGCCAGCUUCUACCCAGGGGCGUCGCAGGGUUGAGCUUACAGGGUACAACCUUCCCCAGCCGCAGACGAGCAGCGCAGCUUUCCAGCCACGGCGUCACCACGAAGAGGACUUACUUACUUUCGAUAGCCCGCCCUCCGCCAACUCUCGCCACAAGAGCCCUGUAAAGGUAUAUCAGUCCGCAUCAAUGUGUGAUCUCAUGGAAAUUGACGACGGCGAGAUGCUCACUAACAAGCCCACUAUGACCGGACGCAAUGCUUCUAACUUCGCCCCGCCGGGAAGUUACGACAAAGCCAAACCACAGAAAGGCUCUACCGAAAACGCGCAAACUUCGGGCCUCAUGGCUUCCAAAUACGCUACCGUGGACGACGAUUCGGUCACAGAGGGCUCGAUUGGUAAAGCUGCAACCCAGAACAACAGCAAUACGAUUGACUUUUGGCAAGAGGCCUUGCCUCGCUCUGUGAAGGGUAUUAUCAAAGAAAAAGCCGGGUCUUCUUCUGCCGAGAAGGGCCCUGAACCUUUGGCUAAAUCUCGCUGGGCACAUUGA
This is a messenger RNA of Talaromyces rugulosus, 1287 nucleotides long. RefSeq lists its product as uncharacterized. Lineage: Eukaryota; Fungi; Ascomycota; Eurotiomycetes; Eurotiales; Trichocomaceae. The record is from RefSeq and is a predicted model, not a curated record. The coding region runs from base 1 to 1287 and encodes 428 amino acids. The transcript has 3 exons.